UGGUUUUAACGGAGGAAAGAAAAAAAAGAUAAUCGCCACUGGGACCAAAACUCUCGAAUACAGACAGUGACGUCACCGCCGGUCAUCAAUGUCAGGCUACACUUAUCCUCUUCUCUCCCAUUCCGAUUUCCUCCCACCCACCAGGGGAAAAGAAAAAAGUUACUUCUUUUUUUCUUGUUUGGAUCCUCCCGACGAAUGGAGACGACGCCGCAGUCAAAGGCGAGUGGGUCACACCGUCCGCCGUUAGGAAGAGAAGACUGGUGGAGCGAGGAAGCGACGGCGACGCUGGUCGAAGCCUGGGGGAAUCGUUACGUCAAGCUCAACCACGGAAACCUCCGUCAGAAUGACUGGAAAGACGUCGCCGACACCGUUAACUCUAGGCACGGAGAUUACGUCCGUGCGAAGACCGACGUACAGUGUAAGAACCGGAUCGAUACCUUGAAGAAGAAGUACAAAUCGGAGAAGGCUAAACUCUCCCCGUCCACUUGGCGUUUCUUUGACCGCCUCGACUUCUUGAUCGGUCCUGUCGUAAAGAAAUCGGCUGGUGGAGUUAUCAAAUCAGUGCCUAUUGUGAACCCUAAUCAUCUGAAUCCAGCAGGAUCGGGAAGCUCUCUUGAGGAUGACGAUGACGAUGAUGAUGAUGAGACUGGUGACUGGGGAUUCGUUGCUAGGGAGCAUUCUCGUGUGGAGGAGAUAGAUCUGAGUGAAGGAUCGACGUGUAGGGAACUAGCUACGGCAAUUCUGAAGUUUGGGGAAGUGUACGAAAAGAUUGAAGGUAAGAAGCAGCAGAUGAUGAUUGAAUUGGAGAAGCAGAGAAUGGAAGUUAUAAAGGAGGUAGAGUUACAACGAAUGAACAUGUUGAUGGAGAUGCAAUUAGAGAUUGAGAAAUCAAAGCUCCGGAAACGUGGGCUUGGUUCAGGUAUGUAAUAGUAGACUUGGAAUGGUGGAGGAACUACUGCGGUGGAGCAUCAAAUGUAAAACGAAGAGGAAUUAGUUGGAUCUGAAGCUCAUUGGAAUUGGAGGACCCUGUUAAUCUUUUUUCCAAUUUGUAGGAUAGAAGUUAGAGAACUCUCUAGGAUUGCUUUUGUUUUUUCUUCUACUUUCUAGCGAUUUAGGGUACAUUGUUGUAAUGAUGCAAAUCUUCUUCCCUAACUCUUAGUAUCUGACAAGUAUGAUGUACUUUUUUGAAGUGUCCAUGUAUAAAGUUACGACUUGGUAAUAAACAAAUUCAAACCAGCUGCUGCUAGAA
This is a messenger RNA of Capsella rubella, 1249 nucleotides long. RefSeq names its product trihelix transcription factor ASIL2. Gene Ontology annotation, molecular function: transcription cis-regulatory region binding. Gene Ontology annotation, cellular component: nucleus. The record is from RefSeq and is a predicted model, not a curated record. Bases 196 to 927 code for a protein of 243 amino acids. The transcript is spliced from 2 exons. Lineage: Eukaryota; Viridiplantae; Streptophyta; Magnoliopsida; Brassicales; Brassicaceae.